Nanorana parkeri is the source of this 2369-nucleotide messenger RNA. It is a transcript of the gene PJA2, whose product is annotated as praja ring finger ubiquitin ligase 2. The record is from RefSeq and is a predicted model, not a curated record. Bases 233 to 2302 code for a protein of 689 amino acids. NCBI's taxonomy places the organism in Eukaryota, Metazoa, Chordata, Amphibia, Anura, Dicroglossidae. The transcript has 9 exons.
CCAGCACACAGGUCACCGCCUCCCAUUGGUCCGCAUCCUCUCCUUACCUGCAGAUAGACCCUCCCCCCCGCCUCCUGCCACUCACCUAUUGGCUAUUUCCGGACAUGCUCGGUGUGUUGAUUGGUGCUGUGGAUGACGCAGGCAGGCUGCUGACGCGCAGUGCGAGGGACGGAGCUGCUGGACCCGGAGGUGCUGGAGAGUCCGGGCUCUAGCGGGAGACCGAGCGGCAGGAAUGGGUCAGGAAGCUGGUAAAGCUGCCUGGCCUAAACCUUCUGGGGGAUAUCAGACGAUCACAGGGCGGAGAUAUGGAAGAAGACACGCAUAUAUUAGUUUCCGACCUUCUCUAGAGAGCCCUCACAGAACUUCAGCUCGGCAGAAAGCGAGGGAAAGCGAAGGCCUGGAGUUGGGCAGCGUGCAGAAGGAAAAUGAUUUAAUUUCCUGCGAAAGCCAUGAUUCAUCACUUUCCAGCACCGGUAGUGCUUUAUUCACCGAUUUACAAGACGAGAGCAAAACAAUGAAUACUAAUGAUAGUUUGUCUCUGUUUACGGACAUAGAGGAACAUGCUUUGCCCCCCUUUUCAAUGUCUGAACAUGCUAGGGGGUGUCAGAAUUUAAAUAACAGAGCCUGCAAGGAAAGCACUAAACUUUUCUUGCAUGCUCCAGUAGAGCACCCACACCACUCUCAGAAUGGGGUCUGUUUUGUUACUAUUGACUCUUUUGAGCCAGACAGUGAUGGAGAAGAAAAUGUUAGCCUUUAUGAAGAGGUUUCUUUAAAAACUGAAGCAGGUGGAAACCUGCAUUUCAUUAGCAAUACAAUAUGUGAACUCCAAAAAGAUUCUCCCAAUGAAAUGCUUUCAGAAUUUUCCAACUUAAAUCACACUUGUGUACAGGACAGUAUAUCUCAGGGGAGUGCUACAACAUUAUCCGAGCAUUCGACUCUAGACCUAUACACAGCAGCAGGGAGUUUAUCUGCUAGCUCCAUAUCAGAGGAUGAAGCAACGGGCGUUGGAAUUGUAGAUCUCUGUGAAUCGCAGCAAAACAAAAGUAAAAGUGACUUAAUAGAGAAAUGCAACCUAGAAAUUUGCAGUGACAACAAUACCGGAGGUGCUAAAACCGACCCAACAAAUGAGCCGGUUGUCCGACCUAAAAUAAGAAAAACUUAUCCCACAGUUUCUUCUGUAAAAGACACACUGAUAACCGAUGAGAAUGGAAAGGAAGCCAAAAGUUCUAGAAGAGAAAAGCGGGAAUCGGAUGCCAAUUUACAAAAGUCUAGCAAAGUCGAUAAAGUUAACAGUGCAAAGGAACCUGGCUCUGUGUGUGUUGAGGGAGCCCAAAAGAAAAAAAGGGGCACUAGCAAGGAUAUUUUAACUCCGCCAGACAGUAAACCUUUAGUGGAUGACACAUUUUGGGAUGAUUUUGAAGUCUAUGGCUUGAAGAUAAUGGAUUCAGCGAAAGAUGAAGAAAGCUCUGAGUGCAGUGAUGGAGAAUGGUCUACCUGUUUGCCCCCCUAUUUCUCUGGUGACAAAGAUCAUUCCUCUAGUGAUGAAAGCUGGGAGACUUUGCCUGGAAAAGAAGAGCAUGAGGUGCAGAGUAAUAGCAGCAGCUUAGAAGAGGAGAAUUCCGACUUUUGCUUUCAACUUGAAGAACAAACUUCUUUAGAAGAUGGUGAAAUUCCUUGGUUACAGUAUCAUGAAGACGUUGAGAGCAGCACAGAUGAAGAAAAUGAAAUUGGAAACCAUUAUUUGCCCCCAGGAUUUUUUAUUUUAGAUGGCAAUAAUAAUUUAGAAGAUGAUUCAAGUAUGAGUGAAGACCUAGAAGUUGAAUGGAGAUUGCUGGAUGACUUUGGUGAAGGUAUUGGUGUAGCACAAGCUAUGUCCUACAUGGAUCCUCAGUUUCUUACUUACAUGGCUCUUGAAGAGCGUCUUGCACAUGCAAUGGAGACUGCUUUGGCCCAUUUGGAAUCAUUGGCUGUAGAUGUGGAACAGGCUCACCCUCCAGCUACCAAAGAAAGCAUUGAGUGUCUCCCUCAGAUCAUUCUUACAGAUGGCCACAUAAUUGUAGGUCAAGAGCAAUGCUGUGCCAUAUGCUGUAGUGAGUAUAUCAAAGAUGACAUUUUAACAGAACUUCCUUGUCACCACCUCUUCCAUAAGCCUUGUGUUACACUGUGGCUACAAAAAUCUGGAACAUGUCCUGUGUGCCGUCAUGUCCUACCAUCUGUGCUUCCUGAAACUGCAGCAGCUACUUCCUUCCUGUCUGACCAUGACAGCCCUCCAUCAAUUCAUAAUGCAGCAGGGACAAGAUAAAAUCAAUUUACAUAGCAAUUCCAGUUGCUUGUUUUCUUUGUAACCUAUAUUCUAAGAAAACAAAAGC